Papaver somniferum (opium poppy) is the source of this 1095-nucleotide messenger RNA. RefSeq lists its product as uncharacterized. The transcript has a single exon. The record is from RefSeq and is a predicted model, not a curated record. The coding region runs from base 1 to 1095 and encodes 364 amino acids. NCBI's taxonomy places the organism in Eukaryota, Viridiplantae, Streptophyta, Magnoliopsida, Ranunculales, Papaveraceae.
AUGAUCCUCAAGAAGAUUGACGGGAAAUACAAAAUCAGUUACCCAUGGAACAGAGGUCAGCAGCCCGAGCAGGACAAAAAUAAAACUGACUUCUGCGAGUUCCAUCAAUUCCAUAGUCACACGACAGACUCGUACAGAGACUUGAAAAAGAUGGUGCACGAUAUGAUCGAUGAAGGUAAGCUCCAAGAGUACAUCGCGCAACAAGCAAUCCAACCAGCCACUGGGGCACCCAUACAUCGUGUGGAGAUCCCUCGUGAGGCAAAAUAUCUAGGAUACAAUACGAUAUCGUACUCUGCUAUCAUAGCUCCCACUUCUGAAGGAAAUAUCACAGGACGAAUCCACAAACGAAACUUCGAAGGUGAUGAAGUCUUCAGUGUAGCUAAAGAGCCCCCCAUUGAGGAGUGGAUGAAAUUUCCUAUCAACUUUUCAGCCUCGGAGACACCUGAUGGAGGUCGGAACCACAACGACCCGCUAGUGGUCACGAUGGCCAUCACACUUCCCGAACACGAAGGCAAGGAAGAAAAACCUAAGGCAUUGCCAUGGGCCAUGCCUAAAAUCCCGAUCGAUGGAGGAAUCCCUGUAGAGAUCUUAUUUUAUGAAACAUUCAAACAAAUGGGUCUUAGAGACGACUGCCUAAUACCCUCCACCUAUAACAUAUUUGGCUUCAACGACUCGUCGACCCGCCCAAGGGGCGAGGUGACAUUGGAAAUUCGGGUAGGAAAAAUCCUCACCUUAACCACUUUAUGUGUAAUGGAUGUACUUUCACCUUACACAGCUAUUGUCGGGCGAUCCUGGGUCCAUGGGAUCAAAGGAGUUUCCUCAACUUACCAUCAGAGGCUAAGGUUCCCUACGCCCGAUGGAGUCGCAGAAAUCGUCGGAGACUCUGGUGAGGCAAAAUAUUGCUACAAGAUGGACAUUCAAAAUGGCGAAAAAAAAGUAAACUCCCCAAAGGCACAGUCAAGGAGGGCCAGGAAUGCCAACAACCUGGCUGAGAUUCAUGACUACAUAGAAAUAGCUAAUGAUCCAAAGCGCUCGAACGAUGCUCCAGCCUCGUGCAACAUCAUAACCUCGGGGUCGCCUACAUGGCCGUUAUAG